Salvelinus namaycush (lake trout) is the source of this 3472-nucleotide messenger RNA. Its product is annotated as matrix metalloproteinase-15-like. Lineage: Eukaryota; Metazoa; Chordata; Actinopteri; Salmoniformes; Salmonidae. Gene Ontology annotation, cellular component: extracellular matrix. The coding region runs from base 778 to 2901 and encodes 707 amino acids. Gene Ontology annotation, molecular function: metalloendopeptidase activity; zinc ion binding. The record is from RefSeq and is a predicted model, not a curated record. The transcript is spliced from 10 exons. Gene Ontology annotation, biological process: collagen catabolic process; proteolysis; extracellular matrix organization.
AGUCACUACUCCCUUUUUGUUUUCUAGCAGAUCUCAGAAGGCAGUGACUUUAUUGGACAUCAAUGUCCAACACAGCCUGCAAGAGGCAUGCUGUGGUUGAGGGGAAAUAAGGAAAUCUAACGGAUGCCUUCUGGCUACUUGGGGGGAAAUAAUUUCAGACAAUUGCAUUUUUGUACAUUUUUAUUAGCCUACACGUUAUCCUCCACAUUGAAGUUUUUCAGCAACGUGCAUUGGAUGGAUACAUAAUCGUACCACAAAGAAGACAAAGCUUGUUGCAACUAAAAUACUUUUUUUCGUUCCUGUUCUUCUCCCUCAUACUUCCCCGUGCAGGAAAGCUAUUGUUGAAUGUGUAGAGUGGAAGGAGCACGCAGUCUGAUAUCUGUAAUACGACAGAGGAAAUGACCGUUUAACCAUUAGACCGUGUGGGACAUUAGGACAUGGGAUUUAACAGAAAAACUGACUCCGGGCUUUGAAUAACCCGUGAUCACAUCUUUGGGGAAAAUUGCAAAUUAAGUAUUUCUUCCUGUGAGAUUAAGCCGAACUGUUUCGGAAACUUGGAUAGUUUGCAAGCGAUCUGAUUUGAGCGCACCGCGACCUAAAUAAUGUCCAGGGGUUGAAGUGCGGAGAGAACUAAUAAAACAUACAAGAGAAUCUGUAUUUUGAACGUAACUAAAAAGUGUAUGUAGUCACAUAGCGGUUCACUCAUCACUUGACAGAACUUUCCAAUCACAUCUGACUGUGAAAAUCCCUCUCACGGGCUAACGAGUGCGUACAAAGAUGGCAAUCCUUUGGAGACGCGCUCCUCUGGGGCUGUGGAAACAAAUAAUGGCUCCGCUCGUCUUGCUCUUGUGCAACAGGCUUGUGACCAAUGCGGACGAUGACACUUUCAACGCAGAGUCGUGGUUGCGGAGGUUUGGCUACCUGUCCCAGGCCAGCAGACAGAUGUCCACCAUGCAGUCCUCUCAGAUCCUGUCAAAUGCUGUCAGCGACAUGCAGCGCUUCUAUGGCCUGGAGGUCACUGGAGAGAUGGACGAUGCCACACUGACGGCCAUGAGAAGGCCUCGCUGUGGAGUCCCAGACAAAUCUUUUGGGCAGACUGAGAACGGUAUGAGGCGGAAACGCUACACUCUCACUGGCCAGAAGUGGGACAAGAACCAUCUGACCUACAGCAUUAUGAAUACUACCCCAAAGGUCGGUGAGGAGCGGACACGAGAAGCCAUCCGCAAGGCCUUUUUGGUGUGGGAGCAUGUGACACCACUGAGCUUCGAAGAAAUCGCCUUCCAAGACAUCACCAACAGCAGCCAGGACGCGCUAGAUAUCAUGCUGUUGUUUGCCUCUGGUUUCCAUGGAGACAUGUCUCUGUUUGACGGCGAAGGGGGAUCCCUGGCUCAUGCCUACUACCCAGGGCCCGGGAUGGGCGGAGACACACACUUUGACGCAGACGAACCGUGGACACUUGACAACCAUAAUCCAUCAGGUAUCGACCUAUUCCUGGUUGCGGUGCAUGAGCUGGGCCAUGCUCUGGGCCUGGAGCACUCUGACAACCCCAAUGCCAUUAUGGCUCCCCUCUACCAGUACAUGGACACAAAGACCUUCUCACUCCCAGAGGAUGACAGGAGUGGAAUACAGAAGAUAUAUGGACCUCCAGACGAUGCUCCCACUCAGGACCCCCCCACCACCACCAGUGAUGACACCGCCCCUCACCAAGACCCCACCACCACUGCUCCUCCAGAUCUAAACCCCACCACCCCCCCUUAUAGUUCUCUCCAGACAGCCCCCCCCAGACCCACCUAUGACCCUGACACCCCAGACCAACCAGAACCAGAUCCCACAGACGCACCUCACCCUCCAAUACCUGACCCAGAACCCACCAUCCUCUGGCCUGACCCUGUGCCGGUGACCCCCUACAUCAGGAGAGAUGAGCCUCGACACCCUGUGCAGCCAGACCACACCGCCCUGGACAUCUGUGACGGGGACUUUGAUACGGUCACUAUGCUGCGAGGGGAGAUGUUCGUCUUCAAGGGUCGCUGGUUCUGGAGAGUUAGGAGGAAUCAUGUUCUGGAUAACUACCCAAUGCCCAUUUCUGUCUUCUGGGUUGGACUACCUGAUGAUAUAGACUCUGGCUAUGAACGGCACGACGGGAAAUUUGUCUUUUUCAAAGGGGACAGGUACUGGGUGUUCAGGGAGGCUGAUGUGGUGCCUGGUUACCCCCAGCCCCUGGUAGAGUAUGGUCAGGGCAUCCCCUCAGACAGGAUCGACACAGCCAUCUGGUGGGAGCCCACCGGCUACACAUACUUCUUCAGAGGAGACAGAUACUGGCGUUUUGAUGAAGAGUCCCGCACCGGUGACAGAGACUACCCGAAACCUGUCUCCAGGUGGGGCAACGUCCCAUCCUCUCCUAAAGGAGCCUUCCUCAGCGACGAUGGCGCUUACACCUACUUCUACAAGGGCUCCAAGUACUGGAGGUUUGAUAACCAGAAAAUGAAAGAUGACCCAGGCUACCCUAGAUCCAUCCUUAAAGACUUUAUGGGCUGUGAUGGAGCACCGGAUGUGGACCCCGAUACAGAUGAUACAGUAACAGGCCGCAAGUGGCCCACAGUGGACCAACCAAAACCACAACCACCAAUUGGCUCAGACCCGGAUGAUGUCGACCGAGACACAGAUACGGAUUACACCAACGAUGUGGAUUAUGAACCUGAUGCAGAGGACAAAGAGGUGGAUGUGGUGGUGAGGAUGGCUGAGAACGAGGCCAAGGUUAUGACCCUGAUCAUGGUGACUGUGCCCCUGGUCCUGGUGCUGUGCAUCCUACUAUUGAUCUAUGCUAUUAUUAACACCCUGCAGAAGAAAGAGGCACCCAGACUUUUGGUCCAUUGCAAACGAUCCCUGCAAGAGUGGGUUUGAUGUGCUCCAGAUCUGGAUUCACACACACACACACACACCAUACACAGGCACAUACAGUCCGCGCACGUACACACACAAACAUUGCAUACAAAUACAAGCACAUAAUCUCCCUAUUGUUCCUCCUUAACCAGUUUAUAACAGACAAUUUGCACUUUUAACACCCAGUGUUUGGAUUUUUUGUUGUUGUUAGUUUGUACCCUGUUGUAGUUUUAUGUGUUCAAGCCAAAGAUUUCCACGAAUGUCCUUAUAAAACAGAGUGGUGGUGCCUGUCUACAACCAGCAAAGGAAUGUCUAACUGUUGUGUGUGCUGAAAACACAAGACCACCAUCUCCCACUGUGUCUUUCCUCUAGUCUACAACAGCCCGGACUUUAUCCACAAAAGGGCCGAUUUAGAUAUUGAUAUUCAGACCCCCUUGGGGCGAAAUGAAAUACAGGGGUUCAAAAAGUGGUAUAUCUCAUGGUACACAUAUUUAGGAAGGCUGCUAGAACGGAGCUGGGUCUGGUUGACAUUACCCAGAUGUUGCUGAUUUAGUCAUUUUGGCUGCAGAGCCGGGGGAGGGGUUAGGAUGCC